AUGCGACAAGAAGAUAUAUCUGCCACUCGAUAUCGGAAUUCUUUAACAACUGUAUUUUCGAUUGUGGAAAAUCUCAUGGAUGGUUUUGGUAAACGUACAGUUAGUUAUGGUCGAAUUCUUGCUCCAUUUAAAUUAGAUGAUAAUCAUCAAUUAUGGAUUGAAGAUUCUGAAAAAAAUUUGACUAUUGAAAAUCAAUCUACACGGUUGGAAAAAAUAUUAUUCCAGGGGGGUAACGCUAUAAUUUCAAAUAGGUGAUAUGAUGAAUUUUAUACCAAAUGAAAGCCCGUGAAAAAUGGGAUUUAUUGAUGCUAAAUAGUA
This is a messenger RNA of Rotaria sp. Silwood2, 318 nucleotides long. NCBI's taxonomy places the organism in Eukaryota, Metazoa, Rotifera, Eurotatoria, Philodinida, Philodinidae. The record is from the annotation of a GenBank genome assembly.